Molecule: messenger RNA, 692 nt
Organism: Aspergillus homomorphus CBS 101889
Lineage: Eukaryota; Fungi; Ascomycota; Eurotiomycetes; Eurotiales; Aspergillaceae
Product: copper metallochaperone ATX1
Exons: 2
Coding region: 231-476 (81 amino acids)
Biological process (GO): copper ion transport
Cellular component (GO): cytosol
Molecular function (GO): copper chaperone activity; metal ion binding
Source: RefSeq, a predicted model, not a curated record
GCACUCCCUUACCCCCUUGCCUCUCCAACUUUAGCCCCGCCAUCAUUAUUUAUUAUUGCCAGCGUUGCUAAUUCCGAUCUGCAAAAACAUCCAGGCACUGAAUUCUACAGGCUAAAGACCAUCCGCGUUCGAUACAGCGAAACACCAAACAAUAACACAUAAGCAAUAUUUAUUAUAUCCUAUCGACACUCUUCUUACUCUAUUCGUUCCCCGCCCUCCCUGUCGUCAUCAUGUCGGACAAUCAGUACAAAUUCGAGGUCACCAUGAGCUGCGGCGGUUGCUCUGGAGCCGUGGAACGGGUCCUGAAGAAGCUUGAAGGAGUCAAAUCCUUCGACGUCCGCCUGGAUACGCAGACCGCAACGGUUGUGACUGACCCGUCUGUGUCGUAUGAGACUGUACUGGAGACGAUCAAGAAGACUGGAAAGCCUGUCCUCAGUGGGACUAUCAUCAGUGAGAAUGCGGAUGCCCAGGCCUAAUGUGCUUGAAAGUGUCAGAUUCAAGAUAGGGACGAUGGUUAGGCACGGCGUUGGAAACAGACUGAAUGGGAAUUCGCUCUUUUCUUUCUCUCCUCCUUUUUGGCUACUGUGUUCAUAUCACCUUGAACCUGCGUGUCUCAUUUGGUUGAUAUUUACUAGCGUUAUUCGAACGCUAAGCACGCCUGCUAGAAUUACUUUGUUUGUCACCAAGUCGGG